AUGUCAUCACGUAUACAUUUAAGGUAUCUAGCAUCUCUUGAUCCCUACUUAAAUCAACAAAUCAAAAUGACAGAAAGAGACUCUUUAAAUCCCUUUCUAAUUGUCAGAAGCUCUUCAUCAUUUUAUAAAUAUUUUAUGCCAAAAAAUGCCCUUUUCAUAACACUUUGCUUUAUUCACCUUAAACAAAAUGUAAAUUUGCAGGUUUUUCUAGAUUUACUAUCUACGACAAGGCUAUUUGGGUCAGAACACCGUGGAAUUGAGCGUUUUUUGGGUGUGACAAAGAUGCAUAUAACCCGAAAAUUUUCCAUCAUGCUUAGCAUUGUCCUUCCAAAGGACAGAAGGAAGGGUGUAUUUUCACAAACAAAUUUCGCCAUUACUGUAAAUACAGUGUACUCCAAAAAGAAAAGGCUUUUCCUUUACACUUUGUGGCAAUUUUUUCUGCCUGUAGCAAGUAAAUUUGUUCUUUUUAUCCCCUUUCAAAAUGUGUAUUGUAGAACCGAUCCUAGGGCUGAAUCAUCUUCUUCUCUCCAGGCAUGGAAUUUCCUGGAAACUCUAGCAGAGGAUACGCAGGAAGUGAAAGUAUUUAUUUUAAGAAAAUUAACACAUUUGCAAAUGCCUUUCUUGGUUAAGUACGGCUGUCACAAAUACGUGACACGUUGCAUAUCAGGUUAUGAUAGCUGGUAG
Messenger RNA from Echinococcus granulosus, 684 nucleotides. RefSeq lists its product as hypothetical. The record is from RefSeq and is a predicted model, not a curated record. The transcript has 4 exons. Bases 1 to 684 code for a protein of 227 amino acids. NCBI's taxonomy places the organism in Eukaryota, Metazoa, Platyhelminthes, Cestoda, Cyclophyllidea, Taeniidae.